Messenger RNA from Manis javanica (Malayan pangolin), 703 nucleotides. The record is from RefSeq and is a predicted model, not a curated record. NCBI's taxonomy places the organism in Eukaryota, Metazoa, Chordata, Mammalia, Pholidota, Manidae.
AUCAGAGCUCCUCGCCUUCCCUCCGGUGCCAUGUCGCAGAGCGGGAUCCCCGGACUGCAGGAGGAGAACCUGCAGGGCUCUUGGGUUGAGCUGCACUUCAGCCAUGGCUCAAACGGGAGCGGCGUCCCUGCCUCGGUCUGUCUCUAUAAUGGUGACCUGGAGAAAAUACUGCGGGACGCCCAGCAUGAAUCUGGAUGGAGCAGCUCCAAGAGCUCUCACUGUGACAGUCCGCCUCGCUCACAGACCCCACAGGAUAAUAACAGAGCUUCGGAGGCAGAUUCCCACAGCGUCGGGGAGAAGAAGAGCAUCCAGUCCGAGGAAGACUACUUGGAGAGGAGAAAGGAGGUGGAGAGGAUCCUGAAGAAGAACUCGGACUGGAUCUGGGAAUGGUCGAGCUGGCUGAAAAAUGUGCCCCUCAAGGAGUUCCUCUUCAGACACCCUAGGCGUGCCACCGCCCUGAGCAUGAGGAACAUGAGCGUCAUGAGGAAGGGCGGCAUCUUCUCGGCUGAGUUCCUGAAGGUGUUCCUCCCGUCCCUGCUGCUCUCCCACCUCCUGGCCAUUGGACUGGGGAUCUAUAUUGGAAGGCGCCUGACCACCUCCACCAGUACCUUCUGAGGAAGAACUGGAAUCGGCUUUUUUCCCCUGCGGGGCUUAGCGGAGCUUGCAGCGCAGCUGCCCAAGGAGCUGUCCCAGUCCUGGGGUG